Messenger RNA from Lingula anatina, 4659 nucleotides. Its product is annotated as forkhead box protein N3. Gene Ontology annotation, cellular component: nucleus. The record is from RefSeq and is a predicted model, not a curated record. Gene Ontology annotation, biological process: regulation of DNA-templated transcription. NCBI's taxonomy places the organism in Eukaryota, Metazoa, Brachiopoda, Lingulata, Lingulida, Lingulidae. Gene Ontology annotation, molecular function: DNA-binding transcription factor activity; cis-regulatory region sequence-specific DNA binding.
AUAUUCUUUUGAAUGAAAAAAACAUGCAGUAACAGGCUUACACAGACUGUGAUGUGCAGUCCGGUUUGACAUUGUUUACAACACCAAAUAUCACAAAUAUCACAGUAUAAAGCAGGAAACUUGUUUUGUGGUAUAGCAUUUUUUAUUAACAGCUUGACGCGAAAGGAGGCCCUGGAUUUUCUCUGCAUAUUAUAAUGCUGAUACUUUGCUUUAGGAUAUUUUGAAAGGAUGCCAACUGUAAAAUGAGAAAGGGAGAGAGUAGAUUGAUUUGUCAGCUCAGAUGACACCUUUAUUGGCAGUUGACACCAGCAGCUGUGCUACAUACCUUGGUACUGGGUUCAGUUUGAUUGACCUCUGUCAUACCUUUUCCAAAAUUACGGCUUGUAAAGGAAAGUGAGAAAUGGAAGAAGCUGGUGCACUCCUAAUCAUGAUAUGAUAAAUAUUCACACUCUAAUAUAGUUAUAUUUGCCAGUGAGGCAUCUGGGUGUGAAUUAUGCACAAGCUACACAGUAUCAAGGAAAACAAAAGAAAAGGAUAUUUCUUGAAACUAACAUUUUAACAGGAGAAUAAUGGAUGGAUGACGUUAUGGAUAUGGUGCUGAUUUGCUGUUGCCAUGGAUUCCAACAAACGAUUGGAGGAAAGUGACGAGGAUUUUCGCAAACGGCUUGUGGACAGUCUAAGCCAGAGUUUCCCAGAUAGUGCAUUAUCCAAAAUGCUGAAGAUUUGCAAUGCUGCUAAUUCAGCUCCAGAUUCAUGUGAUGAAUUAGAACUGGGAGACUUGGAUCCACUGGCAAAGAGUUGUUUUGCUGAAAUCCGUUUGGAUAAGGGCCCCAUUGAUGAAGAUGACGAUGAUGAUUUGACUAGUUUAGCCUGGCUCCAGGACUCAAACCUGCUGAAGGAUAUUGCCGGUGAAGCAGAUUUGGAAGAUAUCCCAGAGACUCAGAAGGAAAAUAAAGAAGGAGAAGUAAAUGGCAAGGAAGUCAGUGGACAAGUUCAUCCUCCAAAUGUGCCCUAUAAUCCUCAAAAACAUGUAAACAGCAAACCACCUUACUCUUUCAGCUGUCUGAUAUUCAUGGCAAUUGAGGACUCACCACAGAAAAGGCUUCCAGUAAAAGACAUUUAUAACUGGAUUCUAACACACUUCCCUUACUACCAGAAUGCGCCAACAGGAUGGAAAAACUCUGUCCGUCAUAAUUUAUCCCUCAACAAAUGCUUCAAGAAAGUGGAAAAAGAAAGGGGACAGAGUAUAGGCAAAGGAUCACUAUGGUGCAUCGACCCAGACUACAGACCCAACCUCCUGCAGGCACUCAGGAAGACCCCAUACCACCCUUACCACCAGCUACAGAUGCUUGCCAACCCCCCAGUCACCCAGACAUACUCAUACUCUGUUCUUCCAGGCAACCCUCGGCCGAUGCCACUGACACCCAGAUUCAACCUGAACAGUUCCUUGCCUCCACAUCUUUUUCCCUUCCUAAGUAGGAGAUUAGCUCAGUCAAAGACCGAGACAGAUAUGGACAUUGAUGUUGCAAAUACUUUGGUAGCUUUGAAAGGAUCUCAAAGAACUGGAGACAAUCCUCGCCUGAAGCCCCUCACACCCUUGCAGUUAGUCAAUGGCAAGACAGGCAGUGCAAUGUACCGUCACAGGUCUCCCUCACCGCCAGAGUUUGGUAGCGAGAGAGAUCGCCAUAGGGCUCAGCUAAAGAGGAAACUGAGAUACAGUCCUGGAAACUUUGUGAAGAAGCGUCCCAGGUCCCCAGUUGUGAUCACCAACAGCCCCAGUGAGGACCACACCUAUAGCGCAUCUUCUUCAUCCGGCUCUCCGCGUGAGCAUCGCAGCAUUUCUCCAUCUUCAUCCAUUGACGAGGAGUACGAGUUUGGCAGGCGUGGCACCAGUGACGCAGAAGAUGCAGACGUCAGUGAUUACCAUAGUGAGGCCAGCGAUUUUGAAGAGUACGACAGUGAUGUCAGCAAUUUGGAUGAUGGGCGAACGAGUCGUGUACGCAUUGGUGGCAGUCUGGAGGAGCGCAAGAUGCAAAACUGUACCCGCACAAAUGGAUGCCAUGAGAAAGAAGAAGGAGCAGCCGAGGAAGAAGAUGAGGAGAGAAAGAUUGUGGAAGGAGCCGAUGCCUUAUUGAAUCUGGCAGGAAUCAAGACGGCAAGCAUUGUGCCACUGCGGGCAAUCAGCCCAACCUGUUCCACUGGGACUAGUGCAAAUCAGGAGAUUGCUGCACAAUAAGGGGACUGACUGACAAGGAUUUAACAAUUCAGUACUGCCAUAUUUAACACUCUAUAGGGAAAGGUGCAAAGAAUAAGAAUGACACAUGGCACUCUGGGGUACAAUUACAUGCUGCUUUUGCCAAGAAUUCUUCCUCGUACAUUCUGAAAGAGUACCUCGAGUAGUACAUAGACUUUGACAUAAACUCAGGAGAGGGAAUUUAUAUAUCUUUAUGACAUGUAUGACAUGGUGCAAUAUGUGGUUGCAAUAUCACUGUAUUUAGACAAGUAACACACAAAUUGAUAUAGAAUUUACAUCUUUCAUGAGUAGCACUGAAUAAUCUAGUAUUAUUCAGAGAGGCCGGGAUCUAUUGCAGAUAAAUUUCUGAGAAGAUAAUUACAUAUAACCAUUUUAUAGUAUUAAGUAUGUUAUCUUUCGUAUUAUGAAUAUCGUCAUCAGAAAUUUAGAUCACUUAUUACUUGCACCUACUGCAGCACAUUAUUAUAAUUAGAUGAAUAUUAUGAUAUGACGGAUAAUAUUGCUUGUACACAUUAACUUAAGCUAAAAGUUCAUCUGUUCACUUACUGGAGGCAAAAGUCAUCUUGCAGAGAGGAAAGGUUAAUAGCAUCCACUUUGUUAGUCAGUGGUAAACUAUCUGUAACUGACCACUAUAAAUGAGUCAGCCACAGUCUUGUCUAGAUGUGAAGAAAAAUAAUCAGUGCUUAGGUCUUCCUAAGAGAGUAGGGUCUAUAAGUUGCAACAAAAAUAAAACUCGGUGCUACAGUUUUCUCUUGUUAUUAGUUGGAAAUGUUGAGGUGGGCAAACAGGUGCAGACAUAACUUCCUACUUGAUUUAAACUUGAUUUAAAAUACAACAGUGAAGAAAAAAAACUUAGGGUUUCUUUCAAGUUAAAUAACAAAGAAUAAAUUAAUAUUCCAUCUGUAUUACUAUGUAGAUUGUUCCUAUGAAUUACAUGUAAAAUUCUGAUACAUUUUACAUUGUUUAGGUAUUUCAACUAUGUCCCUUUGAAAAUCUUGUAAUUGAACACGUUCAUAUAUAUACUUUUAGAUUUGUAUAAGACAUAACUUGCUAAAGCAUUUUCCCUGCCUUUAAAAAAGUUGAAAUCAUUACGUUUUUUUUUUUUUUUAAUAUUUUCAGCAUUAUUUAGUUAUUUAUUUAUUUAAUGUAGACACAUCAAUACAUGUAUAUUUUGAGGGGGUUGUAGAAGAUUCAAACAGGUGCCAGUGACAACAACUGAGUAAUUAAAUUUGUAUAAAAGAUAGUUAUGAUAUAAAUAUUCCAUGUUGAUUUUUUAUUUGCUUUAUUAAGUAGACAGAUUAAUCAUGCCAUUUAUAGUAGAUAGAGACUCAUUAAAAGUUUUCUAGGAAAGGGUUUAUAACAUUUAUAGGGAUAGGGGGAGUUCCACCAUGUAUAUAAGUAUAUAUCAAAAUGUGAUGGAAGCUUUUCAUAUGGUAACUGAAGUGCUCACUGCUUUAACUUAUAGGUAACAGCGUAAUGGAAAUAGUGAGUGAACAUGGAAAUUUAGCAAAGAAAUAGUUGUUUCUCUGCAGGAGCCUUAUGCAAAAUUUGGUAGCAUAAAGGUUAAACCUCUUGACUACUAAAUGUUCUUAGGUGCUGAAUCAAUUUUGUAAUUUUGCAAGAUACUCUCAUCAGAAUCAAAAUGAAUAUGGUGGUGCCAGGUUAAGCUUUGGCUUACAUUUUUUAUAAAAAAUUGAAUUGUCAGCUUCAACUUUUUGAAUAUGUUGAAUUAUUUAAUUUUUUAAAGUCCACACUUUCACAUACCUUAAUUUCUAUUCAGAGUCAGUUUUGCUUAAGCAAAAAAAUUACUUAUUUUAAUAAUGUACCAUACAUCAAAAAGUUAACCUCCAAAUACUAAGAUCUAAAGUUUUGUUUUGCUAAAAUUGAGCUUCCUAUAUAAUGACCCAUGGAUGCUUAGUUGUGAAAGAUGAAAAUCAUUGAGUUAGAUUCAGUGGAAUAUGUAGAAUAAGGUUUGAUUGAAUAAGCCAUUUUCUUGGAUAAUGAUGACCUUCUACCUCCAAAGUUCUAACUCAUUAUAUUUAAUUUUGGUUUGAAAACACCAUCAGUGCUCUUGAUGCUGGUGUCCAUUUUUCUCUGUAAUCAUUUUUGUUGUCUUUUGAAAUAUUGGUCAUAAGGUCUAGAAAUUGUUGAAAUUGUUGCCAGGGAUUACGUCAUUAUCAUUAUGGUGUUUUUCUAACAUUCAGGAAACUUAUUUUUCACCCAGGACCUUUUAGCUAAUUGAUUACUAACAUUAAGGAAACACUUCCGUAAGGAUCUAGCAUUAAGUCAGCAAAUCAUCUGUGCUAUUAAUUAUCUUCAUGGUGCAAUACCUUUUUUAUUUCCAAAGUGUUAUGUUUGAAAUGUUGUACAAAUUGUAUAUAAGGGGAAUAAAAUGGCAUCUUUGU